Vitrella brassicaformis is the source of this 4096-nucleotide messenger RNA. NCBI's taxonomy places the organism in Eukaryota, Vitrellaceae. The record is from the annotation of a GenBank genome assembly.
UCAAAGUCGAGUGCAUCAACAGCGACUACCCCACGGAGCGUCCGCAGAUGCAGGCCGAUGGACAGCUUGAUUUGCCCUUCUGCGACAAGGACAACAAGUACUGUGUCGUUCGCUGCAACGACGGCGUCUGGACGCAACUGCGCGUGUCGUGCCAUGGUCAGUCUGACCACAGACAGACAGAGAAAGAUAGAUACAGACAGCACAUAUUGAUGACCCCGCUGCGGUGCGGUGUGUAUGUCAGCUCGUUGCCCUGCAUUUGUGCCCCCCCAACGCGAGAGGAUGGUGUGCGAGCCGGCCAUGUUCUGCAAAAAGGAACAAAACCUCACCGACGUCAGUCAGCAUACAGGCCAGGCCGAAGCCGCAAGCCUAUCCCAUUUGGUUGCUGUGCGUUUCUCUCACUCACCGACAGGACGAGAAGGUGAACCGCUACUACGCGAUGUCGACCAGGGAGACGGGCGAUCGGAUCUACCGGCAUGGUUCGGCGCUGCGUCUGCGGUGCAAGGAGGAGUACGAGCCGCACCCCUUCCCUCAGGAGGAAGAAAUCAAGUGCAGGGACGGCAGGUGGUCCAUACCCACCCUUCAAUGCUUCAGUCAGCCAGCAACCUUCACACCCCCUCACACCCCCAGAUACAGACAGAUCUCGGUCUGUCUCUUUCACACCCUUUUGUGUGUCAUCCAGCGCCCUGCCGUGAAGAGUUCAAUCUGCAGAAGGCGCGCAUCAAUGAGGACACGCGGCGGUACGAGGCACAGGAGGCCUCAGACAACCCCAUCACCGAGACACAGGAGCUGGCCGAGCUGCGGGCCAUCGACAAAGGGCCGCCGAGGGAGCUCAAGGACGUCAAGUCGUCUCUCUUUGCGGACGAGUACGAGCCGCCCAAGGGCAGCAAGGCGGUGCCUCUGUACCUGCACGGGUUCCGCUAUGUGAUCCGGUGCAACACUGACAUGGACGUGACGUCAAUCGUCAAACAGCCCUUCGACUUCGCCACCUGCUGGGACGGACAGUGGACGGAUACCUCAAUCUACUGCAAAAAUACACACACAUACACACGCCCACCAACGUGUGUGUCCACACAGGCCAUCUCCCGAUCUUUGUAUGCGCCUCUCUCUCAUCUCAGAGAGCUGCGGUGAUCCGGUCAAGAUGCUGAUCCCGACUCUUGAGAAGCCCCAUGCGUAUGUGAUAGAGGCGAGCGGCACCACACACGGCAGCGUCGCCCACGUCACUUGUGCUGAGGGCUUCUCGCCCGGCGCGGGAUAUGAGCCGGAGAGGAUCGAAUGCAACGACGGCCCAUGGUGGCCGCCCGCCCUCAGAUGCGACCGUCGGCAAACAUGCUACACAUAGAUAGAGAAGGAAACACAUAUACAGAGAGAGAGGCGAUCGAUGCACAUCGAUGUCGUCCGUCGUGUGCGCAUGUAUGUGUGUCGUGUCAGCGCACUGCCCGCCGUAUUACGAGUUUCUGAAGGAGAACGAUCCCUUGGCGCUUGACGACUCGCGCUACGUGGUGGAGGGAUACCAUGGGGUGGACAUCGUCGGCUCAGCAUUCAACAUCACCUGCCACAUAUUCACCUCACCCGUACUCAACCAAGCGACCAGUGAAUGCACUGGUCCUGAGUGAAUGCAUGUUGGAUGUUGUGUGGUUCAGGGUCAGCUGGACCCCCUCCCCUCUGGUGUGCCAGGCCCCAAGGCCCGUCAGGAGAUCCGCUGUGCGGGCGGCAGGUGGACCGCCAGGGAGCUCAACUGCUACCGUACGUCACGAUCAACCAGCCAUGCACACACACAGAGACAGAGAGAGACACACGCCGACAACGCGCCCGCCGGCUCCACAGACAGUGCUGUCUGUCAAUGGCUGGAUAUUUGUAUGUCCGUCAGGCAGCUGCCCCGAGUAUGCGCCCGAGAAUGAGGUCGAGACGGACGUCAUGUUCGGCCCCGCCCACAUUGUGCUCGACGCGGGGGUCGGCCGCGUGCACAUUCCCAGCAUGGCCGACAGCCUCUUCGCCUCGGUCCAGCACGGAGCCAAAAGGACCCUCAAGUGCUGUGUGGCGGGCGAGAAGGUGCUGCAGGGGGACGACCCCAAUAGGCCAACCACCGAAUGCACGUGAGUAAACAAUGUUGGGGGGAAAGGAGGGCUGUGUGGGUGAGUGUUCUGUGGACAUGUGCAUAUGAUUCGUGGUCUUCAGGUGGAACUGGGCGACGAUCGACAAUGAGGGCCCGAAGGAGGCCGUGUCUCAGUGCUCUGACGGCACAUGGACCAAGCCUGACAUCGAAUGCAGACGUAUACACACACAGACUCCAUAUGUAUAUAUCUCUCUACCUGUCUGUCUGUCUGUCUGUCUGUGUAUGCAAUUGAAUUAUGCAUGCUGCAUGCAUAGCCAUGUGCACCCCUCUGGGCGACGAGUACCAGUUUUUCGAGGGGUCUGAGGCCUACAACACGAGCAAGGGCGCUACGGCAGGCAAGGUCGAGAGCGGGCUCAUCUACCCGGGAUACUCGGCUCAUGUUCGGUGCAAGGAGGGGUACCUGCCUGAGCCACAGCAGGGCAAGUGGAACAGCAGGCCGGCCGCAAAGGUCACCUGCUCGGGGGGCUUCUUCACCAACAUGCCGUUCGUCUGCUACAGUAAGUGAGCAUGGCACCGUGACCACAGACAACGAGACAGACACAGGUAUGUAUCAACAUCCCCCCGGGGGCCUCCCCUCCUGUGUGCUUUUAUCUAUCUAUCUACACAACAACAGAGGAGUGUCCCUUCCCGACGUCCAUCGAGGGCGACUCCCACACCCGCUUCAACCUCGACGCAGUGGCCCGCCAGAACGAGGACGCCACGAGUGCGGCUGACCUCAGAUCUCUGUGGCACAAGAACCCGUGGCUGAGACGGCACGGCAGCGUGUUUUAUGCCUUCUGCUGGUCGGGCAGCCGCGCAGAGCCCCUGAAGGCCCAGCUCACGGGCAAGCAGGACAUGGGCAACCGAUACGUGAGGGACAAGUACAAGUGGUUCUGGAGUAGGGGACACCACACCGACCCUGUGGCAGAGAGGACCUAUGCUGGGGACACGGCCUUCGACCACAAGCGGUUCCAGUGCCUGUACGGCAAAUGGGUGCCGCGAACACCGCCCUACAUGAAGUGUGUCGAGUCCUACUACCAGUGGCGCAGGCCCGAGCCGCGGAAGCCGCCCCCUCCUCCCCCCCCACCGCCCAAGAAGCCGCCCUCCAGGCCACCCCCACCAAAGGCAUGUGUGGCGUCCUUUAUGCCGGUGGUGCGGCUGAGUGAGGACGGAGGCCGGGCGGAGACGGUGCCCGUGUCGAUGUUGCAAGUGGGGGAUCGCGUCAUGACUGCAGGGGGGACUGGAAGACGGCGGCCGGCCUUCACUGAGGUGUAUUAUCGGCGUAGCUAUGCCGAGGAGCUGACCAGGGCCACUGCACUCAUGUUUGAACCAGGCCACCGGCGGCUGGUGCUAUCACCAUCCCACAGGCUGCCUGUGUGUCGGCCGCCGCCAAACAGAGGUGUCUGUCCUUCACAGCGGCAUCAUCAGAUUAUCGGGGAUACAGCGAACGGGUCUCAUGUUGCUAUGCCAUCGGCUGAUAAUGAUGAUGACUAUGACGGUGGCUGUGGGGACGAGACGCGGUGGCGCUCUAUUGCGGCACGUGAGGUCCGAGCGGGUGACUAUGUUCUCUUGGUGGGGGGAGGGGGGGGAUAUCAAAGUGGGGACGAUGGCCUGCUGAUAAGGGCGCAAGUGGCCGAGGCACACACUGAAUGGCAGGUGAACGAGCAAGAGGGAUGGAUGGAUGGAUGGACGGAUCGGCCAUGUGCUCAGGAUGUGGGAUAUGAGCUGGUCUACACGUUGAGUGGUCUGUUUGUGGCGGGUGGGGCGGUCAUCACCGACAGUGACGACCCGUUCGACGAGUACAUGCCCUGGACACUCAUCACCAACAUAGAUGCAAGGUCUGACAAAAGGCCAGGCACGGCCACUGUGGAAGGAUGGGAUGGGCGUCUUAGCUAUGGCCAUACCGUAUGUGUGCUUCUGGGUGUGUGUGUGUACAGGGUUAUUUAUUUGCUGUGGGGCAGGCAGGGGGUGGAAUCUCCACUAUUCCGCAGUUUCUAUGAGUAA